This is a messenger RNA of Knipowitschia caucasica, 2376 nucleotides long. The record is from the annotation of a GenBank genome assembly. Lineage: Eukaryota; Metazoa; Chordata; Actinopteri; Gobiiformes; Gobiidae.
AUGAACAGAUCCAAACUCUCAGAGACUGAACAAAGGAAAGCCGACCUCAGCAUCUCUCCCUCAGCUUCCUGUUGCCAUGGAAACAUAUUGGCUCCGGGUCCGGGCUGGGACAGACUCAACAAUGACAUCAUCGCUCAGAAGUUUGAACAAAGAGGAAAAAAACAGCAGCGUCUGAGAUUUCAGAGAAUCAGGAGGAAAUACUGGAAAGAGGAAGAUGUCUACGGGAGGAGGAGUCAGAGGAGGAGGAGUCAGAGAGGAUUCAAGGGAGAAGGGGUCAGAGGAGAGUCAGAGGAGGAGUCAGAGAGGAGUCAGAGAGGAGUCAGAGGAGAGUCGGAGGAGGAGUCAGAGAGGAGUCAGAGGAGAGUCAGAGAGGAGUCAGAGGAGGAGUCAGAGAGUAGUCAGAGGAGAGUCAGAGAGGAGUCAGAGGAGGAGUCAGAGAGGAGUCAGAGGAGAGUCGGAGGAGGAGUCAGAGAGGAGUCAGAGGAGAAGGAGUCAGAGGAGAGUCAGAGGAGGAGUCAGAGGAGGAGUCAGAGGAGGAGUCAGAGAGGAGUCAGAGGAGGAGUCAGAGAGGAGUCAGAGAGGAGUCAGAGGAGAGUCGGAGGAGGAGUCAGAGAGGAGUCAGAGGAGAAGGAGUCAGAGGAGAGUCAGAGAGGAGUCAGAGGAGGAGUCAGAGAGGAGUCAGAGGAGGAGUCAGAGAGGAGUCAGAGAGGAGUCAGAGGAGGAGUCAGAGAGGAGUCAGAGAGGAGUCAGAGGAGAGUCGGAGGAGGAGUCAGAGAGGAGUCAGAGGAGAGUCGGAGGAGGAGUCAGAGAGGAGUCAGAGGAGGAGUCAGAGAGGAGUCAGAGGAGAGUCGGAGGAGGAGUCAGAGAGGAGUCAGAGGAGAGUCGGAGGAGGAGUCAGAGAGGAGUCAGAGGAGAAGGAGUCAGAGGAGAGUCAGAGAGGAGUCAGAGGAGGAGUCAGAGGAGGAGUCAGAGGAGGAGUCAGAGGAGGUGUCAGAGGAGGAGGAGUCAUUAAGAGUAGUAGUGAACAUACCAGAUAAAGUGGAUUAUAAUCCAGUGGACUCUGACUCCUCCUCUGACUCCUCUCUGACUCCUCCUCUGGAGUCAGAGGAGGAGUCAGAGAGGAAGUGGAUCUACUUCCAUCUGAAAGAAACAAAGGUUUUAUUGUCCUCCUCCUCCUCCCUCCUCUCCCUCCCUCCUCACCUCCCCUCUCUCCUCUCUCUCCCUCACCUCCUCCUCUCCCCUCUCUCACUCCCCUCCACCUCUCUCCUCACCUCCUCCUCUCCACCUCUCUCAUUCACAUCCCCCUCACCUCCUCCUCUCCCCCCUCUCACCUCCUCCUCUCCCCCCCCAUCCUCUCUGACUCCCCCUCACCUCCUCCUCUCUCCUCUCACCUCCUCACCUCUCUCCCCCUCUCUCACCCCCUCCUCCUCUCCCUCAACCUCCUCCUCUCUCCCUCACCUCCUCCUCUCUCCUCUCUCCACUCCACCUCCUCCUCCUCACCUCCUCUCUCCCUCACCUCCUCCUCUCUCCCCUCACCUCCUCCUCCUCUCUCCUCUCUCACUCACCUCCUCCCUCACCUCAUCCUCUCUCCCUCACCUCCUCCUCUCUCACUCACCUCCUCCUCUCUCCCCCCUCCCUCACCUCCUCCUCUCUGUGUGUUUUCAGUCCGUGCAGAAAGAAGAUCUAUGUCUGCAGUUGCUGCAUCAGGACCGGACCCUCCUGGAGCUGGAGGAGGAGCUACAGAGACUGACCCGGGACCUAGACCUAGACCUACACCCGGACCUGGACUUGGACCCAAACCUGGACCCAGACCUUGCCCUGGCUCUGCAGACCCUGCUGAAGCAGAGGAAGGCUCUGGAGGAACAGCAGCUGCAGAAUGAGGAGGAGCUGCAGCAGGAGGUGUUCUGGAGACAGGAGCUAAAGGAGGAGACCCGGAGAGCAGCAGAGCUGAGCGCCCGUCUGCAGCAGCUCCACUGGUCCCUGCACCAUCAGACCCAGCGGUUGUCCUCUCUGGUGUCUCACUCUGAGGCUCUUCAGUCUGACACUCACACACACACAGAGGCCGCUCUACAACCACUGAAGCUGGAGCUACAAGAGCGCCACCUUCAGGCCCAGAGCAUCACUGCAGCUUUGGAGGAGAUGCAGAGACAGAAGUUUCACACAGACGCCCACAUGAGGACCCAGAGGCAGCUUCUGGACGACCUGAACAAGGAGCUGCGACAGUGGAACCUGCAGCAGUUCAUCCUCCAGGCCUCAGGCUCCACCCCAUCCGACAUCCAAUCAGCAAACGAUUCUGGACCCAUCCAAUCAGCAAAUGGUUCUGGACCCACCGACGUCACCAACAUCUACCUCAGCAAUGCGGGCAUCAUGGAGUAG